This is a messenger RNA of Micropterus salmoides (largemouth bass), 1441 nucleotides long. Its product is annotated as leucine-rich repeats and immunoglobulin-like domains protein 2. The record is from RefSeq and is a predicted model, not a curated record. NCBI's taxonomy places the organism in Eukaryota, Metazoa, Chordata, Actinopteri, Centrarchiformes, Centrarchidae. Gene Ontology annotation, molecular function: protein binding.
AAGAUAUCCUAUGUCAUCAACUCAAGGGGCUUUGUUGUUCUUUCGGGACAGAAAGACGGAGAAAAUUAUUGUUUGUUAAUCGUUAACAGUCGGCCUGAGCAAGGAUAAUGUUUCACAAUCAAAAGCAACUGUGGAAGUUAACCGUUGCCGUCUGUUAAACAGUAGUGUAUUUGCGGGACCAAAUCAGCUCGGCAGUGAGCUAGCAUUAGCCAUUUCGGGGGGAGCGUCAGGAAUUCCAGGCAUUGGGAAGAAGAGGAGAAAUCUCUGUUGGGAUGCCUCACACAAGUUGGGAAAAAACUGUAUUAUACAGUUCCGCCUGGAGCCAUGAAAUGUACGCCAGAAAUAUGUGUUCGUUUGACUGAUAUCAGAUUUCAGGGACAAUCUCGUGGUAAUUUUGUAACUGUUAACGUGCCAGUUUAGCGAGUUAGCCACGUAGCUACGUAGCCUUCAGUAGGAAGUCAUUUAAAAUGGCGGAAGGUUUGUUCAUUCCUUCGGCCCUUGUCUUCAUGCUGUUGACUUUGAGUGGCUGGGCUCUUGGGUCUUGUCCUGCUCCUUGCUCGUGUUAUAAAGGACAAGAUGAGGUCCGUAUUCUGGACUGCAACAGGAAAAGGCUAUCGACGGCUCCCAGCGACCCACCAGAUGGGAUAACUCAAGUUACCAUGAAUCACAAUGAGCUGACUGUUCUUCCCUUUCUUGGAGAUGUUUCCUCAAAUAUCACCUCACUGUCAUUAGUUCACAAUCGGAUCUCAGAGCUGUUGAUGCAUCAGCUGCAGCCCUAUGUUUCCUUGGAGACACUGGACCUGACGUCCAACUCCAUCUCUGAGCUCAAAGUUGGAUCCUUCCCCUUCAUGCAGCUGAAAUAUAUGAAUUUGAGUAAUAACAAGAUCAGCGUCCUCGAGCCUGGCUGCUUUGAAAACAUCUCCAGCUCCCUGCUGGUGCUGAAGCUGAACAGAAACAGAUUAGCUGUGCUGCCAUCGAAAGUCUUCAAACUUCCACAGCUUCAGUUCCUUGAAAUGAAGCGUAACAAGAUCAAGAUAGUGGACAGCCUGACAUUCAAAGGGAUGGACUCACUGAGGUCACUGAAGAUGCAGAGGAACGGCAUCACUAAGCUCAUGGAUGGCGCCUUUUUUGGGCUUAACAACAUUGAAGAACUAGAGAUGGAGCACAACAACUUAACUGAGGUCAACAAAGGUUGGCUAUAUGGUCUGCGCAUGUUGCGGGUUCUGCGGGUCAGCCAGAAUACCGUGGGCAUCAUCCGACCAGACGCCUGGGAGUUUUGCCAAAAGCUGGAGGAACUAGACUUGUCCUUCAAUCAUCUGACUAGACUUGAAGAGACAGCUUUUGUUGGUUUAGGUCUCCUGGAGAGCCUGAACCUGGGAGAAAACUCCAUCAGCCAUUUGGGAGAGGGAGUGUUCAGUGGCCUGGCAAGUCUACGCACCCU